Molecule: messenger RNA, 5046 nt
Organism: Paramormyrops kingsleyae
Lineage: Eukaryota; Metazoa; Chordata; Actinopteri; Osteoglossiformes; Mormyridae
Gene: pbx1a
Product: pre-B-cell leukemia homeobox 1a
Biological process (GO): regulation of DNA-templated transcription
Cellular component (GO): nucleus
Molecular function (GO): DNA binding; DNA-binding transcription factor activity, RNA polymerase II-specific
Source: RefSeq, a predicted model, not a curated record
CAAUGUGUCAGCCACCCGUCCUAAGCUGAACAAAAGCAGCGGAUCGUACCAAGGCGCUCAAAGCUGCGCGUUUAAAACCUAUGUCCUUGCGCACUGCAGAAACAUAGCAAGAGAGGAGAGAGAAAAAGUUUGCAUUUGUCCAAAGGCUACGGGCGUACUUACUGCAAAGGAUUUUGCAGCUAGGUUUAAAGUUGAAAGUAUUUUUUUCUCUCCUGCAGAGCAGGAGUGGCUAAAUCCAAAGCCAGCAGUUCAGAUCAGAUUUCACUCAGACCAGCGGGUGGAGAGCCGUAGAGGAGGCUUGUUUUUUACCCCUUUUUUCCUCUCUGGUCUUCAUAGGGAGCAAUCGAGGAAGGGAGGGAGAGAGAGGGAGGGAGAGAGAGAGAGGAGGGAGGGAGACGCACAUAGAUCCGAAGGAAUUUUCUUAGGAUAUUCCUGUAGCCCGAAGGGGGGACGCGUGUCUCACUAGCUUUGGGGGGACAGGCAGAGAAGAAGACUGAGAUGGACGAGCAGCCUCGGCUGAUGCACUCUCACGGAGUAGGGAUGGCCGGACACCCCGGCCUGUCUCAGCACAUGCAGGAUGGCACGGGGGGGACGGACGGGGAGGGAAGAAAGCAGGACAUUGGAGACAUUUUACAGCAAAUCAUGACCAUUACAGACCAAAGUCUGGACGAAGCACAGGCCAGGAAACAUGCCUUGAAUUGCCACAGAAUGAAGCCGGCUCUCUUCAACGUCUUAUGUGAAAUUAAAGAAAAAACAGUGCUGAGUAUCCGUGGAGCACAGGAGGAGGAGCCUCCGGACGCCCAGCUGAUGCGCCUGGACAAUAUGCUUCUGGCCGAGGGUGUGUCUGGGCCGGAGAAAGGGGGCGGGUCUGCCGCCGCCGCAGCCGCUGCUGCUGCCGCUGGGGGUGCUGGCUCGGACAACUCUGCUGAGCACUCGGACUACCGGGCCAAACUCUCCCAAAUUCGGCAGAUCUAUCACACCGAGCUGGAGAAAUACGAGCAGGCGUGUAACGAGUUCACCACCCACGUGAUGAACCUGCUGCGGGAGCAGUCGCGCACGCGGCCCAUCUCGCCCAAGGAGAUCGAGCGCAUGGUGAGCAUCAUCCACCGCAAGUUCAGCUCCAUCCAGAUGCAGCUGAAGCAGAGCACCUGCGAGGCCGUCAUGAUCCUGCGCUCACGCUUCUUGGACGCCAGGAGGAAGAGACGGAACUUCAACAAGCAGGCGACAGAGAUCCUUAAUGAGUACUUCUACUCGCACCUCAGCAACCCCUACCCCAGCGAGGAGGCCAAAGAGGAGCUGGCCAAAAAAUGCUCCAUCACAGUGUCACAGGUAUCUAACUGGUUUGGAAACAAGAGAAUUCGAUACAAGAAAAACAUUGGAAAAUUCCAGGAAGAGGCUAACAUGUAUGCUGCCAAGACGGCCGUCAAUGCAGCCAACGCGUCCGCCCACGGUAGCCAAGCCAACUCCCCAUCCACUCCAAAUUCGGCAGGUUCUGCCGGCUCUUUUAACAUGUCAAAUUCCGGCGAUUUGUUCAUGAGCGUGCAGUCACUCAAUGGGGACUCCUACCAAGGGGCCCAGGUUGGAGCCAACGUGCAGUCACAGGUGGAUACCCUUCGCCAUGUUAUCAGUCAGACAGGAGGAUACAGUGACGGACUUGCAGCGAGCCAGAUGUACAGUCCACAGGGCAUCAACGCAAACGGUGGCUGGCAGGACGCCACAACCCCCUCAUCAGUGACUUCGCCCACAGAGGGCCCUGGGAGCGUCCACUCUGACACCUCCAACUGAUCCAUCCCUCUGCCACACAACCCCACCACAGCAACUACAGAGCCUCUGCCUUUUCCAGCAACACCAUUCAGAACGGAGGUCAACUGCCCGUUAUUACACAAAAAGGUUUUAUGUUUCCCCUUAGAAGGGAAUCCUUAAAAAGAAAAAAAAAUUAAAAAGGCGACUGACAGCACUGAUGUUGCUGGUCUCUGAGUAGAUACACCUGCUACUCUGAAAUAUCUGGAAAUCAAAAUAUGAGUUUUUCACCAAAUCCAACAUUUGUACAGUUUAAUGUGCGAUUCGGGUUAACUCCCUGUAAUUAUUAGUCAUAAAAUAACUACUUACAACUAUUUAAAAAAAGCCUUCGUAAUUUGUAAAAGCAAACCCCUGUUUCUAUUGCUUCACACUACCUCUCAGCGAAAAACAACAUAAAAAUGUACAAAAACCAUAGACUUUCAUUUCCCAAAACAAGUAGACGACCACCAUUGUUCUUCCAGAUGGUUAGACUCUAAAGGACAUCCUGUAUUUAUCUUAGGCCACAUUCUUCAGCCCCAGCUGUUCUUUCUGUCAAAGUCUUUACUUUGUUCAUUCCGAAAAGAGCCAAACAAGGAAAGCGGAGUGUCAAUUUGCCGUUAGGCUGGAGAGCAAACGGACUGGAAGUGAUGAUCCAUUUUGCACGAGCUUACCACUGAUGGUGUGACACAAAGACUCGCAGAAGUUCACAAUGACAAUGGAGGAACGGCUGACUAAUGUAAAACUCCAAGGGAACGAGUCCUAUGUCUCUCCCAGCCCUUAAAUGUCAUAAGAACUCAUAGUAGCUUCAGCAUACAGUGUAAUUAGUAUGUCUGGUGAUGGUUUUUUCAUUCAAUUCAUGACUCAUGUUCUGCUGUCUUGUGUAGUUGGCUUAAGGUUAACAUGCAUAUGUUUCGAGGAGGUUAUAGCCCAGGGCCACUAAAACAAUCGAUGCAACAUGCCAUCAAAUAGAUGCUUCCCUGCAAACUCACUCCUUUUGUUAUUGUUAAGCAGAUUCAGCCUCCAAUUAUUACAACUGAGUGGGUUCCCAAGACUGGAAAGGCCACAGCUAGUCAAGUAACCCAGCAACGGAGCAGGCUGUACCUAUCCACUGCAGUUACAGAAAAAUAUUUUGACACAUACUCACACACUACACAUAAGAUGUAUCAUCGUAACCAAAUGCUGCUGUUAACCAAAACACUUAGUGUAGUAAGUGCAUAAGAGAAUGAGUCGGACUUUGACCUGUAUUAAAAAAAAACCAUUUUUUUUAAGCUCUACAGAAAUAUGAUCAUUUAAAUACAUAGUGUGUUUACUGUGUCAUUGAUUAAAAUUAACCCUGUAUUGCCCCACCACACCGUUGGUGCUAAAUAUGUAUAUAAUAAAUCAGAUACAUCCCCUAGAUGAUUAAAAAUGGUUUUGUCCAAAAAUUCAAUUGAACACCAAUUAAAGUAUAUUUAUAUAUGACAAGGGUCUCAGUAACUGAGUUUGUUUUUCAGUGCUUUAAAUCACAUCUUGGCAGAAUCUACUUAUAAUGUGGAAGUCAUUAAGAUAAUAUGAUUUAGACAUUUCUACAGUUAAUUCCAGUUCUGCCCAUUCAGGUAAUACCAGGACUGUGCCAUUAAACACGCCUCUUAUCAAAUUAUUUUUUUAAAGGAAAAGAAGACCCAGAAGCUGAAGUAGAUUAGGUCAACCAGCAUAAACACCAUUGUCUAACUGUGGCAAAUGUAGUAUGCAAUAGACAUUGCUGUUAUUUCCAUCAGCUACGCAGAGAAAUCCAAAAUGUGAAAUUUGUCGUUUUAGUUCUGCUUCAUUGCCCCCGUGGUUAUACUGCGUUUUAUGUUCCUAUGUGGUGCCCCGUCUCUCUGACCAUCCCGCACUGGCCCAAAAAAGUCUGUCUGUCACCAGCCUAACUGGCAGCUUGCACCUGCAAACUCACUCUUCCUGUCAUCUUAAUGCUGACAAACAUUUAUGAAUGUUCUGGUUAUUUUCAGAACCAAACAGCAGUCACAAUUUCAUUAGCAUUUUUAGAAGACAAAAAGCAUUCAUGCUUACAGCACAGAAAUUCAGAAUAUGUGUAGGUGUAUUUUUGUGAGUCCUUACGCUAUGGGCGACAACACAUCUCAUCUUUAAUGUUCUGUUUUUGCUUUGUUACAGCACAGGAGUUUCCAUUUCCCUUGUACUCAUAUGUGAACUUGUGCAAGAAGCUCUAUAUAAAUGUAGACGUGCACCUUUAUUUAGGGUUUGUUUUGUUGGAAAGGGACAGUAUCCAUUUUCAUACAAAAUGCAGCUAAAUAUUUUACAGGAGUUUAGAGAUUGGGGAUGGGGAGAGACACAUUAGGGACAAGAUUCACUGGGGAUUUUCUUUAUAUGUGAAGUGCGAACAAAAUGUAUCUAUGAUUACAAAGGAUACUGUCUUGUUAAGGUGAUGUGAACAUUUUAUUUCUGCAAUUAAUUUCUAACAGCCAAAUCCCCAUCAGAAAACCCCCCCCACAGUCUGAGAAAGGGCAGUGACAUCUGGCGUUACAGGUGGCAUGCUGAAAUACAGCUAUUGAGAGCUAAAAUGAGAAGAGCGCUCAACUGCUGCUGAUGAUUGACAGUUCUAAAAAUGUAUAUAUUUUUAUACGCCAUUUAGAUUUGAAUGCAUCCUGUAGGAUUCAGUAAAAUUAUACACUCGGAGAAAAAGUCCUCCGGAAACACUUGUACCAUUGAAUCUUUUAUCUCUAAAUAGCUGUAUUUACAAUUAGAAUGUUUUAAUUGUUCGGCGAAGUUGCAGCAUCGUUAGCUGCAGUCAUUGUUUUGGAGUGGCAGGCUCCUUUUUCCAUUUUCAUCUCAUGGGUUUUGAAGGAUCGGUAUUUGUGGAAGCCAUUAGACCCCGCUUUGAGAUUAUGUUGCUCAGUUAUCUACCCUUGCCUUGCCCCACCCAGCCCAGCCCAGCCCAGCCCAGCCCCCAGGAGGAUGAAAGGGUAAAUUCUAUUUCAGCGACUCAGUCUGCUCAGAGACCCUGAGGCACGGCCCCUCGUUUUUAAAUGUUCUUUUCACAUUGCCUGUCCAGUACCACGGUAUUAUUAAAAGCCUCAUGUAAUGACGCUUUCAGAUUUUGCAAAAAAAAACAAAAAAAAAAACAAAAAAACAAAACAAAAAAAAUAAAUACAAAAAAACACAAAACAAAAAACCUAUUAAAAAAAGCUGAGCAAUUUGUAAAACAUCAAAUGUUUUCUUUGUUGCAUGUCUUUCGUUCUUUAAUAAAAUACUGCAGUGUUUUUGAAUGUU